AUGCGCGUGUUGCUUUCACAGGUCUUUAGGCGAACUGCUUUGAGGCAUAUGGCGCCAAAUGGAUGGGCAUGGAUGCACCCCAGAGGUGUCAGCAGCAGGAUUUCUGUGGUAGAUCUGGCUCCAGCAGAUGGGUCUGCAGAAGGCAACAUGAAAGUUGCAAAAGCUUUGUCUGAUGCCUUCGCGGACACAGGGUUUGCUAUCGUCACAUCUACUGGGGUGCCUACGAAAGUGAUCACCGAGCUCCGAAGCGCUUCUGUUGAGUUUUUUCACCUAUCUGUGGAGGAGAAGCAGCUGGCAAACGAAGGUGUGUCCCUUGGCUAUGGGCACAGCCCCUACUGUCGGAUGGAAGAAAAUGGAGCACAACUCCUGGGAGACUUUACGAAGCCCAAUGAUUUAGUGGAGUCCCUGACGUAUCGACCGCAAGAGGGGCUCAAGCUGGCCCAGAAUCCGCGGCUGCAAGCUGCUGUUCAGGACUUCAUGACAUACCUGCCAGAAUUCCAGAAGGUGCUCUGCAGUACUUGCGAGCUGGCAUUAGGUUUGGAGGCAGGAUUCUUCGCAGCACGCCAGACGAACAACGAGAGUUUGCGGAUAGCCUUCUAUCCAGACCUUGGGGACUCAACUUCGCCUUUGGAGGGCCAAAUGAGGUAUGGCGCUCACGUGGACAGCUUCGGAAUAACCAUCCUCAAUCUUGACCCCCAGCGUCCUGAAGGACUCCAGGUUCGCCUUGGCGACGACAGUGAAUGGGCAGAUGUCCCCUACGUGGAAGGUUCCUUUGUUUUGAAUGUUGGUGCUUUGCUGUCCCGUUGGACCAAUGGCUUCUGGAAGGCUUCGGUACAUCGGGUCCUGUUCAUGCCUGGUCAGCGCCUGUCAAUUGUUGCAGGGGCCUUGCGACCGCGGGAUGAUGUGCUGAUAGAAGCUUGUGGCCCGGCUGCGGACGAUAAGAGAUUCUCGCCCAUUGUGGCCGGCGACUUCUGCAAAGAGCGGGUGGAGCUCCACCGGCCAUCCUAUCUGCAGCAGAAAGGCAUGGAUGGGCACACGGAAGACUUGAGCGAUGCUAUCCGCAACUACCAGCAGUGUGCGAAGUGGGAUGUCCUAGCAACAGACGCUGACCCAGAGAAGCGCAAAACUUUGUGCCGCGCGCUUCGGCACUUUGCGCUCGCGAAUGGCGCACAUUUGGUGCUGACUUCUUUGAAGGACAAGACCUCGAUGAACGCGAUGCGCAGCAUCCUGCGUCAAUUGCUCUUCGCGGUGCCGCCCAAAGGCAGUCUCGAGCAGCUCGACCACUCCAAGCCGAUUUGCGUGCCAGCUGGCAAGGACUCUGUGAGUGCAAUCGGUUUGCCAGCCAGCGGUCAGGCCAACGAGAGGGCUUGGAAGGAGUAUGUGCAGCAUCUCUUCCCCGAUCCCUCGCCCUCGUCCAAAGGUGGCAAGAAGAGCGAGGCAGAUCAGGCGAUCAAAGCGAAAGUGGCCAGUGCCACUGGCAUUGGGGUUGCUGAGCAGCGUUUGCUGUGGGGCGGCUAUGAGCUCCUUGUGUCAUUGGAGGAGUUGGAGUUGGACAAGAUCCUACAUUUGGGAGUGUUGGAGCUAACACUGCUCCGGCGCACCAGGGAGCAAGUGGAGUGGCUGGAGAACGUCUCGCAGGCAGCCGACCUCUCCACGGCUCCAGACAUAGUCAGGGAAGACCGCGAAGUUCUUCUGGCAGCAGUGCGGGCAGAUGAUGAUGCCCUGCAAUGGGCCUCAACAGAUUUGCUGGCAGACAGAGGUGUUGUUCUCGAAGCUGUCCGGAGGUGGCUGGGUCUACUGCUCGAAGUUGAGAGUGAUGACGAGAGUGAUUCCUUGAGCGCAGACCGCGAAGUGGUACUUGCUGCUGUGGGGCGGCAUGGCCUGGCACUGGAGUUUGCAGAUGCUGAGCUACAGGCUGACCAUCAGGUGGUCCUGACAGCGUUGGCGCAAGAUGGAAAUGCCUUUCAAUUUGCUGAUCUGAACCUGCGGGGUGACCGCAAGUUUGUGCUGCAGAUCGUCAGCAAUGGCCAGGACGAAAUCGGUUUCGUUGAUCAGUUGAAGCGCGCCGUGAAGCAGAAUGGCUAUGCGCUGACCUAUGCCAUGCCCGAGUUGCGCGGAGACCGCGAAAUUGUGUUGGCCGCCAUUGAGAGAACUGGCUGGAUAUGGGAGUGUGGACUCCAAAUUUCGCAGUUUGGUGGAUGGGCACUUCAAACCGCUGCAAGGCACUUGCAGGCAGACCGAAGUGUCGUGCUUCCUGCAGUGCGGCGGGAUGGUGCUGCUUUGGAAUUUGCCUCUGCCGCAUUGCGUGAAGACAGAGAGGUGGUGCUCCUGGCCGUUCGGCAGUGCGGUGCCGCGCUGGCCUUCGCCACUACGGUGCUGCGAAAGGAUCCUGAGGUGGUUCUGGCAGCUGUUUCGGAGUCUGGGCUGGCGUUGGAGCAUGCGUCUUGCGAACUACGCAGCCUGCCAAUGCUGGAUGUGGUCAGUGAUGUUAGCCCCACCAUGCCUGGCACUCGAUGUAAAAUAUUCAAUCCCCAAAGAGGAUCAAAGAGGAUGGUUUUGCAGGUUCUUGUGUAUAUCUCCGUACAUCUCCGUUCCCUUCAUAUUGAUCUCAUUUUAUUAUCCCAGUUUUCUCAUGUUUUCUCCAGUUUUCGGACUCCCAAAAUGGGACAGUCAGCCCCUGAGGCGAUGAUCGCAACCUCGUGA
Molecule: messenger RNA, 2703 nt
Organism: Cladocopium goreaui
Lineage: Eukaryota; Dinophyceae; Suessiales; Symbiodiniaceae
Source: the annotation of a GenBank genome assembly